CAUCAACCUUAAGUGCUCCUCACCUUUCCACCUCCACUCUCCACGCUCCAGACCUCAACCAGCAAACGCCAUCCACCAACAACGCGUACACGUGCUCCAAAAUGGCGGACGACGACUCUUCCGAGCUGUCCUCGAUUUCAUCGCUUUCGGAACCGCCUUCUGAAGAUGAUUCCGACAUCCAAUUGGAGGAGCGUCAUGGCAUCCUGAAAUUCUUCCACAAGGUCGACCAAAACCCAGCUCUGGAGCCGAAGGAGAAAACGCCCGCCCGACCGAAGCGGGAGCCUUCGCCGCCGCAUGAAUACGUCCUGGCGGAUAAUCCAGACAUUGCCUUCAUCGUCAUGUUCCGCGCCCGUUUCGCCGAAGCGUUCCCGAAGAGUCUCGCGAAUUUUGGUCCUCAGGAGCUAGAGCGCGACGUUGUCGAAACGAUCCCAGGCGAGCGCGUCGAGCACUUCCUCUGUGCCCUGUUGAGCCUGUUGCUCAACCGCAAGCAGGAUGUAAAGCCCGGCCAUUACAAUCGCGCGCUGGAAGAAGCUAUCCAGACGCACAAAGGGCAGUGGGCGAAGGACUGGGAGAGCAAGAACCCGCUCGCGGGGCAAGCGACCUUCGCGUCGAUGACCCCAGUACAAAGGCUCACUCUUCUGCGCACCUUGGUGCAGUGGACUCUUUCCUCCUCGGACACGGUUAGAGCUAUCAUCGCCAAAUCAUACCGAAACCGACAUGACGACGAUCUCAACAUUCCCUUGAGCGUACAACCGUGGGGCAGCGAUGGCGACAAGCGACGGUAUUUCCUUAUCGAGGGCAACGACGAUACCUCGUUUCGCGUGUACAGGGAGAGCAACCCGGCGGGCUUGAACAGGACGUGGUGGAGCGUCGCUGGCAACAUUGACGAGCUCAGGGCACUCAUCGAUAAGCUUGAAAACCAAGAUGGGGGGCCGAAGGCGAAGAUGUUCGCCAAGAAGAUUGCAAACAGCAUUCCGCGGUUCGAAGCCACGGAAGAGAAGCGUCGCCGCAGAGAGUACCGCCAGAUGCGCAAGGAGCAGUUCAGGCGUCCAGAGCCCGGCUUUUCCCUCUACGAAGGCCGCACGAGAGGGAAGCGCAUAAAGUACACGUAUUCCGACGACGAGGCCGACUUCUUUUCGGACUCGACGAAUCGCCGUUCGUCCCGCAACACCAGGCAUCACACACCAGCGGAGCCCAGUGGCCCUGUCACAACAGCCAGCGGCCGGCAAGUCAGGGCACCGACUCGGCUGAACGCGGAGAACGUCAGCAACGGAGGACCGAGUGCUUCCGUGAGCGUGCAGGGGGAUGGCGAGGUCCCGGAACUGAAGCACACCACCCGUUCGGGACGCCCUCAAAGGUCUGCCGCCGUCAAUCAUGGGAUGAACGGCUGGACGACGAGGAAGCGGAAGAGCGAGGAAUACGAGUCUGAGGAGUCCGAAGAGGAGGGCAGUGAACCUGAUUUUGGGGACGACGAGGAAGACGAGCAUGUUCCGGACGAGACAGAGGAGGACGACGAGGAAUUCGAGCAGGAAGAACUUACAGACGAGGACCUUGAGGCGGUCCGGAAACCAAGCCUCAUAUUUAAGUUCCCGGUCAGGGUCUCGUUCGACGAGAACAACAGGGUGCAUCAAAUACCGGGCCCGCCGGUCGCGACCGAGAAGAACAAACACCCCAGGGCAGCGCACCAGAACGUUGUCGCUAGCGACGGCGGCUCCGAGACUAAUGAUGUCGGUCCCGUGGAGCCGAUCGUGCCGGAAGCAGAGCCACCUGCGGCCGAGGUCAUCGCGGUCGCGACCAAGGCUGCGGCGGGCCCUGCGCCUGGCGGAGAACAAGCCGGAGCUGACGCUGGCAAGCCGACUGAGCCGGCGGGGACGGCCGGGACCGGCGCGGACCAGGCCGCAAAUGAGGCAGGAGAGACCACCAAGUCCUCCCCUACCCCGGCAAACGAGAAUGCGACCUCUUUGACUCUCAGGGGGAGUCCAGAGCUUGCCAAAGCAGUGCCCCGGGCUGUUGAUGGCAGUCCUGUGGAGUAACGGGCGUUAUCUUGGUAGGGAAUAGCCAAUAUGUUU
Molecule: messenger RNA, 2069 nt
Organism: Thermothelomyces thermophilus ATCC 42464
Lineage: Eukaryota; Fungi; Ascomycota; Sordariomycetes; Sordariales; Chaetomiaceae
Exons: 4
Coding region: 102-2033 (643 amino acids)
Source: RefSeq, a predicted model, not a curated record